ACCCCAUGUCGACAUAGCACACCAUGAGCGCGAGCAGCAAAGAGGCUGUUCGUCUCUGCCAACAUCUGGUCAGGCAGGCGUUUGGUACCGUCGUUUCGCGAAUCGCUUCCACUUUGAUGAACAGGGGUAGACUCACUUGUCCAACUCUCGCAAGGCUAUCAGCUCUAUCCCGCUCAACCACAAUGGCCGCUCUACUGAUUCUGAUGCAACAUCAUCUCGUUCAGAGCUCUGGUGAACCCCCAGACUCAGACAAGGAAGAGGCCUACGAGUUCAACAUGGACGAAUGUCUCUUGCGUCUCCGGUGGGGCAGGAUACUCGCCAUGACCCUGGACAAGCUUGGUCCAAGCGCCACAGAGGUGAUCAGGAGCUUGAUGUUAUAUGGCAGGUUGGCAAAGGAUGAGAUUAUCCAUGCUUGUGGAGGUGGGCACGGGGCAUCGAAUAUCAUGGCCAUAGAAGAAGCUACCCUGCUGCUCGUCCGACAUCACUUCAUACAACCCACUCACCCCGAGAUGGGUAUAAUCCGUGCCGACGCUGAAGAACGGCGAUUCCUUACACAUCGUCGACGCCUCUACUCUACGAAAGGCUUGGCGUAUACCACAGCAAACGAUCUUGCUAACGCUCGCUCACAAGCUGGCUGGGAAGAAUCCGAACGUCGAGCCGCUCUCGUUUCCUCAAAUAAUAUCAUCGUACUCCCUGAACCCCAUCCGAAGAAAAAAAGAAAACUCGUGGAACCUGAAUUAUCCCUUCGUCCCAACAUUGCCCUUCGGAUCAAUUACGACCGCUACGGCGUCCUCAUUCGAGACGAGUUGAUAGUCCGAGCCGUCCGUGAUCGUUUGAAUGUCGGUGCCGCAGAAGUCAUGCGUGCCGUUCUCACCUCUUGUCUGAAUGACGAAUCUGCCCUUGCGGAUCCACGGACAUUGGUCCAUGUUUCAGCCAAUGAUGUGAUCGAUAAAAUACCAGAACAGGCUUGUCCAUUCAUUUUUGCAGGGAUGGCAGGAUCGUCCAAAAGCAGUCUGGCGGAUGUGGUCAAACAAUAUCUCAGAGUGCUCAGUGGAGAAGAUCAAGUGGCAAGUGGGGGAAGCUUUUUGAGUACGGAAGGGACGUCAUUGAACCCAAUGUACAAAGUCGAAUUAGAGGGGAUAUGUUCAAAAUUGCGUGCGGCAUUGAUGAAUGAGUUGGUAGUGCAAAAGCUGGGUGACGAGGGGUCAAGAGUAUUGGCAGUGGUGGUGACGGCGAACAAGGUCUCAGAAACAACCGUUCGAGAUUGCGCCAUGAUUCCCCUCCGUUCUGCCAGAUUCUACCUUUCCGAACUGCAGAAACUUUCUCUCGUCGAAACGCAGGAAAUGCCGAGGGUGAUGGGCAAAGGCGCAAUGUCCAAAGAUGCUCACUUAUGGUCCAUCGAUCUCGCAAGGGCAUACACAUAUAUCCUUUCUUCGGUGUAUAAAACACUUGGUAAUAUCGAAUUACGGAAACAAACAGAAGUGGACAGAAAAAAAGUCGUUUUGGCUAAAGAAGAGAAAGCGGGGGCUGCGGGAAGAGAACGAUUACAGUUGAAAGAUCAACAGGAUCUGGCUGAGCUGGAUGACACGUUGAAAAAAUUGACUUUGGCGGAGGGGAGGAGUGAGGAGGUGGUCUUCAUCUUGAGGGAUCUUCCGGGAUGGCCUGGCCGGGUAUGA
Messenger RNA from Tremella mesenterica DSM 1558, 1676 nucleotides. RefSeq lists its product as uncharacterized. Gene Ontology annotation, molecular function: single-stranded DNA binding. The coding region runs from base 24 to 1676 and encodes 550 amino acids. Gene Ontology annotation, biological process: DNA-templated transcription. The record is from RefSeq and is a predicted model, not a curated record. The transcript has 7 exons. Lineage: Eukaryota; Fungi; Basidiomycota; Tremellomycetes; Tremellales; Tremellaceae. Gene Ontology annotation, cellular component: RNA polymerase III complex.